AAAUAAUUAAAUUAUGAGAAGAUAUUUUGUAGGUGGUAAUUGGAAAUGCAAUAACACUAUAGCAUAAACAUAAAGUUUGAUUAACACAGUCAUUAACAAACUUGUAUUCGAUGCAAAUAAAGUUGGUAAUUAAUAAUUAAUAUUAUUUAGAGGUUGCUGUUGCUCCAAUUUUCUUACAUGUUCCAUGGGUUUAAGCCAAUAUUCAAAAGAAUGUUUAAGUGGCUGUUUAAAACUCAUCUUUGACUAAGAUGGGAGCAUAUACUGGUGAAAUCAGUGUUGAACAUGUAAAAGAUCUUGGAAUUCCUUGGGUUAUUUUGGGACAUUCUGAAAGAAGAUAAUAUUAUGGUGAAAGCAAUGAAAUAGUUGGAAAGAAAACUAGAUUAGCUUUAGAUCAUCAACUUAGUGUUAUGGCAUGUGUUGGUGAAAAAUUAGCUGAAAGAGAAUCUGGUAAUACAACAUAAGUGAUCUAAGCAUAAUUAGAGGCAAUUAAAAGUAAUUUAAUAAUAAUAUUUUUAUAGAGGAAUUGACAACAGAAUAAUGGAGCAAAGUUGUAAUUGCUUAUGAACCAGUUUGGGCUAUUGGAACAGGAAGAACAGCAUCACCAGAUUAAGCUUAAGAUGUUCAUGCUUUUAUUAGAGGAUGGCUUAGAGCAUAACUUGGAACAUAAGUAUAUGAAAUUAUAAUUCAUUUUAGGUUGAAUAAGCUACUAGAAUUAUCUAUGGUGGAUCAGUCACUGAAAAGAAUGCUGCUGAUCUUAUUAAAUAAUAAGAUCUUGAUGGAUUUUUAGUUGGAGGUGCCGCUUUAAAACCAGGAUUUGCAGAUAUUAUAGCUGCUGCAAACACAGCUAGAUGAAUAUUUUGACAAUAAUACAUCAAAUAUAAAUAAAUAAAAU
Molecule: messenger RNA, 892 nt
Organism: Paramecium sonneborni
Lineage: Eukaryota; Ciliophora; Oligohymenophorea; Peniculida; Parameciidae
Source: the annotation of a GenBank genome assembly